Molecule: messenger RNA, 2187 nt
Organism: Apodemus sylvaticus (European woodmouse)
Lineage: Eukaryota; Metazoa; Chordata; Mammalia; Rodentia; Muridae
Gene: Slc27a5
Product: solute carrier family 27 member 5
Exons: 10
Coding region: 1-2073 (690 amino acids)
Biological process (GO): bile acid biosynthetic process; long-chain fatty acid import across plasma membrane; ketone body biosynthetic process
Cellular component (GO): endoplasmic reticulum membrane; endoplasmic reticulum
Molecular function (GO): long-chain fatty acid transmembrane transporter activity; long-chain fatty acid-CoA ligase activity; fatty acid transmembrane transporter activity
Source: RefSeq, a predicted model, not a curated record
AUGGGUGUUUGGACGAAACUAACCUUUCUGCUGCCCUCGCUGCUUCUGCUGGUUGGCCUGGGGCAGCCCCUAUGGCCGGCUGCUGCAGCUCUGGGCCUGCGUUGGCUCCUGGGAGACCCCACGUGCUUUGUGUUGCUGGGCUUGGCGGUGCUGGGCAGAUCCUGGAUCUACUCGUGGAUGCCCCACUGGCUAAGCCUGGCAGGGGCAGCUCUCACGUUGUUCCUGUUGCCUGUACGGCCACCCCCGGGGCUACGUUGGCUGCACAAAGAUGCGGCCUUCACCUUCAAGACGCUGUUCUUUGCCAUGAAGCUCAGGCGACGCCUUAGCAGAAAUCCUCCAGAGACGUUUGUGGAUGCUUUAGAGCGGCAAGCGCGGGCGCGGCCUGACCAGGUGGCCUUGGUGUGCACCGGGUCUGAGGGCUGCUCAAUCACAAACAGCCAGCUGGACGCCAGGGCCUGCCAGGCGGCGUGGGCCCUGAAAGCCAAGCUGAAGGACGCCACCGUCCAGGAGGCAAGGGACCCGGCUGCUGUCUUAGCUCUCCCGGCCAAGACGAUUUCUGCUUUGAGUGUGUUGCUGGGGUUGGCCAAACUGGGCUGCCCUGUGGCCUGGAUCAAUCCACACAGCCGAGGGAUGCCCCUGCUACACUCUGUGCAGAGAUCUGGGGCCCGGGUGCUGAUUGUGGAUCCAGACCUCCAGGAGAACCUGGAAGAAAUCCUUCCGAAGCUGCUAGCUGAGAACAUCCGCUGCUUUUACCUUGGCCACAGCUCACCCACUCCGGGCGUAGAGGCUCUGGGAGCUGCCCUGGAUGCUGCGCCUUCGGACCCAGUACCUGCCAGCCUUCGAGCUAAGAUUAAGUGGAAAUCCCCUGCCUUAUUCAUCUUUACUUCAGGGACCACUGGACUUCCAAAGGCAGCCAUCCUGUCACACGAGCGAGUCAUACAAAUGUGCAGCAUGCUGUCCUUCUGUGGGUGCACAGCUGAUGAUGUCAUCUAUGAUGUCCUACCUCUGUACCACUCCAUGGGGCUUGUCCUUGGAGUCCUCGGCUGCUUACAACUUGGAGCCACCUGUGUCCUGACCCCCAAAUUCUCUGCCUCCCGAUUCUGGGCUGAGUGCCGGCAGCACGGUGUGACAGUGAUCCUGUACGUGGGCGAAAUCCUGCGAUACUUGUGUAGUGUCCCUGAGCAACCGGAAGACAAGAUUCAUACAGUGCGCUUGGCAAUGGGCAAUGGACUUCGGGCAAAUGUGUGGGAAAACUUCCAGCAACGCUUUGGUCCCAUCCGGAUCUGGGAGCUCUACGGAUCCACAGAGGGCAACGCGGGCUUUGUGAACUACGUGGGGCGCUGCGGGGCUGUGGGCAAGAUGAGCUGCUUCCUUCGCAUGCUGAUGCCUUUUGAGCUUGUACAGUUUGACCUAGAGACCGCACAGCCCGUGAGGGACAAGCAGGGUUUUUGCAUCCCUGUGGAGCCAGGAAAGCCAGGACUUCUUUUGACCAAGAUUCGAAAGAACCAACCCUUCCUGGGCUACCGUGGCUCCCAGGAGGAGACCAAGAAGAAACUGGUUGCGAACGUACGGCACGUAGGAGACCUGUACUUCAACACUGGAGAUGUGCUGGCUUUGGACCAGGAAGGCUUCUUCUACUUCCGAGACCGCCUUGGUGAUACCUUCCGGUGGAAGGGUGAAAAUGUCUCCACUGGAGAGGUGGAGGGUGUGCUGUCUAACGUAGACUUCCUAGAGGAAGUCAAUGUCUAUGGUGUGUCUGUGCCAGGGUGUGAGGGUAAGGUCGGCAUGGCUGCUGUGAAACUGGCUCCUGGGAAGGCUUUCGAUGGGCAGAAGCUAUACCAGCACGUCCGCUCCUGGCUCCCCGCCUACGCCACGCCUCAUUUCAUCCGCAUCCAGGACUCCCUGGAGCUCACAAACACCUACAAGCUACUGAAGUCACGACUGGUGCGUGAGGGCUUUGACGUGGGGAUCAUUGCUGACCCCCUCUACAUACUGGACAACAAGGCCCAGACCUUCCGGAGUCUGACGCCGGACAUGUACCAGGCUGUGUGUGAAGGAACCUGGAAGCUCUGACGACCACCUAGCCAGCUGGAAGGCUAUCCAAAAGUGUGGAGAUCAACACUAACUUCACAAAGUUGUCAGGGUUCCAGAUGCCCGUGACCCAGUAGAACUUAGAGAAUAAAUUUG